This is a messenger RNA of Dermacentor andersoni, 1097 nucleotides long. RefSeq lists its product as uncharacterized. The record is from RefSeq and is a predicted model, not a curated record. NCBI's taxonomy places the organism in Eukaryota, Metazoa, Arthropoda, Arachnida, Ixodida, Ixodidae.
CUGACAGCCGCUGCUGAACGAAAGAUGCCAUUUGAGACGACGUUUAUCACGCCGUACAUCGGCCCCAAUGUUUUAUAAAGACUGAGUUGUCCAAAUUGCGCAAUACUUUCGGACCAAUAGCAGCAUCGUGCAAUGACAUGGCGGUUGGUGGUGUCGGCGUGGUCAUGCCGCAUUGCCUAUGCACAGCACUGGCACCUUUGUUGUUUUUUUUUUCUAGAAUAACGAGUAGAGUGACUCGCUGCGGUGACCCGCAGAACUAAAAUGGUCGUACUUAAAGCAUAACCGUGAGGUCGGACGCGAUUUUCGAUGAUGACCAGUACCUAGGAGCAUGGGCGAGCAAUCAUCAACGACGGGACCGACGUGGACGAACAUAAGCAGGUCUGGGCAUCUGCCAGUUUGGUGCGCUACUAUGGCAAUUUCACGAUGCGUAUGGGUGGCACUGGCCACCUUGAGCCUGUCGACAGCAUCCGCUGAAGAACACUGCAGCGUUUCGACCGAGACUCUCGAGCGAGCAUCGAAGAAGCUCAUCAAUGCUCUUCCAGAAAUCUUUCCCUUCCCUGGUGAUGCAGAAGCGCCGGUUUUACCAGGUCUUUUUGCUGGUCCAACUUCUUUGCUUGGCUUGAAGUAUCUACGUGUCCUAAAGCCGUUCCAAGUGUACUGCGAUCAAAGCAGAUUUGGUGAAGCCAAGACGAUGGUCAGGGUUGACUUCACCACGGACACAGGACUAGCUCUAAAUAUUCCCUGGCGUUACUGCGGCGGAAAAUCUGGAUAUGCUAAGCUUGAUCUCCGUAAGACAAGGUUUACCAUCAUUUUCGAGGUUGUCAGCAGCGCCGACGAAGAAGAGGUGACCCUUCGUGCCGUAGAAUUGCAUCCUGUGUGGAUGGAGGACAUUGGUCUUCACCUAGAAGGGCUUGGAUCCCUCGGUGUGAAAGCAGGCGUGGCGUUCAGCAAGGUUUUGCCAAAAAUUCUGCGUGAUCUGUGGGUAAACAUCCUGCCCACAUUCCUAACCAGGAUUAUGCAGGACACCGUUCGACGCAUAUAGACGAUUCAACAGAUUUGUCUUUGGCAUCGCCAUACUGUAAGCCUAAAUAAAGGUG